This is a messenger RNA of Apodemus sylvaticus (European woodmouse), 1273 nucleotides long. RefSeq lists its product as uncharacterized. The transcript has 2 exons. The record is from RefSeq and is a predicted model, not a curated record. NCBI's taxonomy places the organism in Eukaryota, Metazoa, Chordata, Mammalia, Rodentia, Muridae. Bases 2 to 1258 code for a protein of 418 amino acids.
UAUGGGUCGGUCCUCUGAAGAGGUUGGGGCGUCAUCAGGCGGGUUAGAAAAACCCGCUCCGCGGCGGGGACACUCAUUCCGUCGGCACCGCGGAGCGGGUUGCUUCAGGUGGCUGGUACCAGCGGCGCUCGCUAGCUCCCAGCUCUCGGGCUCGGGACUGCAGCACCGGCUGGAGCGAACCCUUGUCCCAGCGGCAGGCAGACGGGCAGGCAGGCGCUGCUUUGCGUGUGAGUGCGCCUCACUCACUUGCAGCCAGCCCAUCAGCCCCUACGAAGCCCGGCAAGCCGCACUCGGUACCCCCAAGACAGCACAGCGGAGACUGCGGCUGAGCCCCCCGACACGGGGCGCGCAGGAGCCGGGAAGCCCGAGGCCGGGGGCAAGCAGACCACCCGAGCCAGGCGCGAGCCAAGCACCCCGAGGUUGCCGUGGCACCAUGCUGAAGAUGGCCAUGAAGCUCAAAGCCCGAGCGGCCAAGAGCGAGAGGAAGACAGCCGCGGCUGCGGCCGAAGUGGCUGCCGAAGCUGCCGUGGCGGCUGCGGUGCUGGCAGAACCGUUCGCUUCGCAGAAGAACGGGGUCCCCGCGAAGCCCCCCAAGUCCGUCAGGGUCCUCGUGAACGCCGGGCGCGAUGCGCAGCCCGCAAAGUUGCUGACCGACAAAGAGCGCAAGAAGAUGGAGAAGAAGCUGCUGGAGCAGAGGAAAAAGGAAGAGAAGAAGAGGGAGAAAGAGAGGAAGAAGUUGGAGAAGAUGUUGAAGAAGAAGAAGAAGAAUGUGCCAGAAGCUCCAGCACAGACCCGAGGCCGCGAGGGCGCCGCCGCCGCAGGCGAAGACGAGGGCAUCACGCGGGGCACCGCCGGGCUCGGAGGGGGCGCCGCCACCGGGGGCACGAGUAGGGCCUGGGCCCGAUGGGAGAGUGACAGUGAUGAUGAAGAUGAUGCCUACUAUGCGCCUCCCCGCGUGGGGGGCGUCGUGUGGCGGCCCGGGCCUGCCAAGGCAGGCGCACUCAGCGCGCACAUGCCCCUCGUGGUGUUCCUGGUGUUCUCCGUGCGCAGCCCCUCGUGGGUGCUCAACUUCCUGCUACAGCGACGCACGGAGCAGGGCCGCGGCUGCGGCUUCGUGUUCGGGGCGACCUGCUGCUUCAGAGUGUUCCUGGGCUGCGCCUUCUUCUCCUUCCUGAGUGGUCGUGGCAAGCGCAGAGGCCGUGGGCGAUCCCGGGCCAGGGGCACCGGGCGCCGGGGGCGCGACGAGCGGCUCAUCUAGUCAGCCCCCCACCCC